Messenger RNA from Pneumocystis jirovecii RU7, 423 nucleotides. RefSeq lists its product as uncharacterized. Bases 1 to 423 code for a protein of 140 amino acids. The transcript has a single exon. NCBI's taxonomy places the organism in Eukaryota, Fungi, Ascomycota, Pneumocystomycetes, Pneumocystales, Pneumocystaceae. The record is from RefSeq and is a predicted model, not a curated record.
AUGGACGUUAAACGAUUUCUUGAGCGUCUUGAACGCAAUAAACCGAAGAUUUAUACCGCUGAUAAACCUGAUCUUGCAAGAAUACGUGCAAAUGUAAUGUAUGCACGUAGACUUAUACUGCGUGAAGAACAAUCUGGAAAACCUAUGUGGGCUCAGAAACAACAAAUAGACGCUAUUUUGGAUCAAAUAGAAGCACGGAGAGCUGAAAUAGAGGCUAAAAAGGCAGAUAUUGUCGUAAAAGACGAAUAUCCAGUCGAUACGGUCGAUAGAAAACAGGAAGAAACUGAGGAAAUUUUAAUGCAACAUCAAGAGAUGGCGGAUGCGAUGACAGAAAAAAUGCUGCGUUUGGCACAGGAGAUGAAGAUGAAUGCGCAUACAAUGGGGGAGAUUGCAGAACGGGACAAAUGGGUGAGAUUUGCUUAA